AUAUAUAAUUUGUUUGUUUGAACCUUUAUCUGCAUCAGUCGGGCGAUAAUACAGACUGAGAUAAUAUGACAAAACCAAUUUUUAGACCGUUAUCCGUUCAAGUUAUACUACAAGUUAUGUCACUGUGUCUUUUGUAUGUGUCUGUUGGUCAGGGCUUUGUAAUUUCUUCAACUUCCUCUAGAGCGGAAUUAACGGAAAAUUAUGAAAUGACGUCACUUCCCCCUCAGCCAAAGGAUAACACCAGUGUCAUGGAAAAUAACAACAAAAGAAAUCCAAACAUAUCAACAUCAGUAUCAAACAGCAGCAUACCUACUCAGGUUAGAACAAGUCAAAUAAACAAUGGCGAUCUUCAUCCGGAUCAAAAGCCUCUUAAAAUUCUAACAACGGAAGUACAAAAUGUACAAGUUCAAAAUAUCCAUAAAAUCUUACUUCAUCUGAAUUUGAUGUACGAAAUUGUCCAGAAUAUACUUAAUGCGAGCUAUAUUGAAAAACAAAAUACGAGACCGGGUGAGGAUGUUUUAGAAUUCGAAAGAAAUGACGUAAUAUCCAGCACUAUUUCCAAUGAAACGCGAAUAGCUGACGACCCACAAGAAGACAAAGAAAGGCGGGUUAUUAGAUCUACGUCGCAUGUACACGAAUCAAUACUAUUCCCUUCUGUGACACCAACUUCCACGAGUAAUUUUUCGUCAAUGGAAAGUAGUGGAACACUAGAAAACUUAAAACCUAUUCAAAAUUCCAACUUAUCAUCACUUAGAUCUGAUGACAUUUCUGCUCAAACUGUGACGGAAGUACACUCUACUUCCGAAAACCAUUUAGAUUUGAGGACAAACAGAACAGAAGACCUGCGGUCCAAUCCAACUGCUGCGACGAAUGUUACUAAUUCGCAGACGGAUAAUUUUGGCCUUUGUCAUCUGCUAACUUUGGCUACACUAUCCAAUUUUAAAAAUGAAAGUGAAACUAGGAUUUAUGGUUUGAAAGCUAAUUCGUGUCAUCCCAGAGUCUUAGACCAAGCCUAUUUGAAUGAUUCAAUCCAACGUCUACUAGAAAGUCUAAUUGACAUUGAAUAUCAAGCUGAUAUUUUACGAAAAAAUAUAGUUGACAAGCAUAAAUUGGACACAGAUUCUGCAUUAUUGAAUUAUGUCAAUGAUCAUGGCUGUGUAUCGAAGUUUCCACUAGAUAGCGAGAUAACCGCUGAAAAUGGAACCCAGGAAAUAUACGAGUCUCUUGUCCAAAUUUAUGCACUUCUCGACAUGACAAGCAAAGAAUUCGAAGAUAUUGCAAAUGGCGUCCAAUCCAUACAAUUUAAGGAUGUACAAAAAGAGAUUGAAAAGUUACAGCAGCAGAUACUGAAAGCACUUUGUAAUGCAGAUUUACUGUUGAGAAGCAAGGGCGUUCCCAUGCCGGAUUUUCCAAUAUAUAUAAAAAGAGAAGGGAGUAGCAUGUUUAAUUCAAGAUUAUUUUUUGAGAUGAAUUUAUACGCGAACUUGAAUAGAAUACACGAUUAUUUACAAGAAGUCAAAGUCGCAGGGACACAGACUCUGUCAUCACUUUUAAUUGAUUUUUAAUUUUGAGCAGUGAUUGUUGAAUUAUAACGGGUUGGCGUGAAUUGUAUUUUGGAUGUGAUUAAUUUUUUUGGCAUUAUUUUAUUAAGCAAUGUUAGACGCUUUAUAUAUAUCAUAAAUUUUGUCUCAGGGAUGAAUAUGAUGUUGGCAUUAUUUUAUGCAUUUUUCUCGUAAAAUUUAAAAUGGCAUUAUUUUUUCAGCUUUUUUCUCACAGACUAGUACAUAGUGCUAAGUUGUAAUUUUUUUUUAUUUUAUGUUAUAAGAUUUAAUAUAACACCUUUACAUGUUAGUUAUAUAAAUAUAUUUUGUACAAGUUUUUUUUACAAAGAGAAUUAAAUCAUUUAUGAUGUGCAUGCUAGUGAAAUUGAUAUCUAGAUUGUUUUAAAUAAUUGUUUUAAUUGCCUGAAAGACCUGUUCAGUUGAUAAUAUUAUCAGAACAAAUAUUGAUUUUAUUUUUUAUCUGAACAUGCCUGAAUAAUCAUAUUGUUUAUAUUGAUUUCAUUUUUGCAUUUGAUCAUGCAUGAAUAUACAUAUUGUUUAUAUCUGAUAAUGAAUAUUUAUAUUAUUUACAUGUAUAUCUGAUUAGGAACCUUUAUUUUUUUUUACGAGAUCAGUCAUCAUCAUGAGUCUAUUUUGAAAGAUUUUUUUUGAUACGUAUAUAUUUUUUUAAUACUUUUUAACUCAUUAUAUCGCUCGUCUUUUUUGACGGCAAACAAGUGAAACAUGCAGGUAGC
Messenger RNA from Saccostrea cuccullata (small rock oyster), 2296 nucleotides. RefSeq lists its product as uncharacterized. The record is from RefSeq and is a predicted model, not a curated record. The transcript has 4 exons. Bases 66 to 1565 code for a protein of 499 amino acids. Lineage: Eukaryota; Metazoa; Mollusca; Bivalvia; Ostreida; Ostreidae.